Molecule: messenger RNA, 807 nt
Organism: Pararge aegeria (speckled wood butterfly)
Lineage: Eukaryota; Metazoa; Arthropoda; Insecta; Lepidoptera; Nymphalidae
Gene: RpL10
Product: 60S ribosomal protein L10
Exons: 5
Coding region: 114-773 (219 amino acids)
Biological process (GO): translation; ribosomal large subunit assembly
Cellular component (GO): ribosome; cytosolic large ribosomal subunit
Molecular function (GO): structural constituent of ribosome
Source: RefSeq, a predicted model, not a curated record
CAGGCGUCUAUCUUUUUUUAUAAUUACCUGUGCUAUUUUUAUUCUUUAACUUAUCAUCUGUCAGAUUAGUCAAAUUUCUUUCAAAGUCGAGGUGUCACUUUGUGAAGUUCACAAUGGGGCGCCGACCAGCGAGAUGCUAUCGGUACUGUAAAAACAAACCGUACCCAAAAUCACGGUUUUGCCGUGGUGUACCGGAUCCCAAAAUCCGUAUCUUCGAUUUGGGCAAGAAGAGAGCAGCCGUGGACGACUUCCCACUAUGCGUUCACCUGGUGUCCGAUGAGUAUGAACAGCUCAGCUCUGAAGCUCUGGAAGCAGGGCGCAUUUGCUGCAACAAAUACCUGGUGAAGAACUGCGGUAAAGACCAGUUCCACAUCCGCAUGAGGUUACAUCCAUUCCACGUUAUCCGCAUCAAUAAGAUGUUAUCGUGCGCUGGGGCUGAUAGGCUCCAGACUGGGAUGAGAGGUGCUUUCGGCAAGCCGCAAGGUACCGUAGCGCGUGUGCGCAUUGGCCAGCCCAUCAUGUCUGUGCGUUCCAGUGACAGGUGGAAGGCUCAGGUCAUCGAAGCCCUACGUCGUGCCAAGUUCAAGUUCCCCGGACGUCAAAAGAUUUACAUUUCCAAGAGAUGGGGCUUCACGAAGUACGAUCGCGACGAGUAUGAGAAGCUGCGUGACGACAACCGCCUCGCCAACGACGGCUGCAACGUGCGCUACCGCCCUGAGCACGGCCCGCUCGACACCUGGAGGAAGGUGCAGACUGAGUUGUUCAAUGCUUAGAUGUGACACUUAUAAUAUACUGAGGUUUCAUUAC